Messenger RNA from Sclerotinia borealis F-4128, 747 nucleotides. The record is from the annotation of a GenBank genome assembly. NCBI's taxonomy places the organism in Eukaryota, Fungi, Ascomycota, Leotiomycetes, Helotiales, Sclerotiniaceae.
AUGUACUCCAAUUCUACUCCAAAAGAACGCAAAGAGUUCGACGAGUGGUUUGCGGGUUAUUGGAACUACGAAACGGACUAUCCUCCGGGUCACUCCGAAGGUGUUGCUGUCCCCAAGGGGCGGCUUUUUGCACCCUAUCCUACCGGACCCACGUACUACGGGAAUAAUGAGCCGCUAUCUCCUACAUUUCCAAGAUAUCCUCAACAGAAGGAUAUCCAUGUUCCGCCCACGGAUCUGCCACUUCCAGCUCCUGUUACUUCCAGAUCUUCCGUCGUUCAAGCAAUCGACGAUUGUGCUCAACAAGCUUCCUAUCAUGCACCAGUGAUGAAUCCGCAACCUACUCCUGCGUGUAGCGACUACUCUCAACAAGCUUCCUAUCAUAUACCAGUGAUGAAUCCGCAACCUACUUCUGCAUGUAGCGACUACUCCCAACAAGCUUCCUAUCAUACACCAGUGAUGAAUCCGCAACCUACUCCUACGUGUAGCGACUACUCUCAACAGGCUUUCUAUCAUCCACCAGAGGUAUAUGCUCAAUACAGCCCCCCAGAUAAGGAAGCUCCCGCACCACAUCCUGGAUUCAUUCGCAUCGAUAAUCAUUCUCAAGAAGCUCAAUAUGGCGCACAAUGGGCAUAUCAAGAGGAGCUCCGCUGUGUUAACAUGUGUGGGAGAGUGGCAGAAGAGAUGGGAGACAAGCCGACACUAACAACAAGUGCUUUGGUCCGAGACUCUUCUUCCUUGCCAUGGUAG